Molecule: messenger RNA, 3586 nt
Organism: Lindgomyces ingoldianus
Lineage: Eukaryota; Fungi; Ascomycota; Dothideomycetes; Pleosporales; Lindgomycetaceae
Product: protein kinase kin1
Exons: 3
Coding region: 162-3302 (1046 amino acids)
Biological process (GO): microtubule cytoskeleton organization; protein phosphorylation; intracellular signal transduction
Cellular component (GO): cytoplasm
Molecular function (GO): protein serine/threonine kinase activity; tau-protein kinase activity; ATP binding
Source: RefSeq, a predicted model, not a curated record
CACGCCUCGCCCGCCAUCACACGGCGUCUGUUGUGAGCUGCAGGUGCACAUCACUGCUCUCCUUGCUCUACCCCGGCCCGCCUUGGCCCCUCGUCCACUGCGCUCAGGCGUCGGAACAUUGACCACAGAGCCCAUCCUCUGCACCCUGCACCAGCCUCGCAAUGUCAGCAAAAGCACCACCAGCACCCGUUGCCCGCGCUUCAUCAAAUCCCCGGCGCCCUUCUGACCGCCCGCAUCGCACCAACCUGGCCAGCGUCGCCCGCCGCGACUUCGAGCAGACCAACGUCGCCAGCUUGCCAGCCUCUCGUCGCAGCGACUCGAGGGACCGCGCCCACACCCACACCCACGCCCAAGCCCACGCUGCUCCUGCUCCUGCUACUACCACCACCCCCACCACCACCACUGGUGCUGCUGCUGCUGCUGCUGCUGCCACUGCCACUGCUCCCUCGCGCACCGACUCCACCAGGAGCAACCACCACCCGCGUUCUGGCCACACGCGCUAUGCGUCAGACGCGUCGACGACAGCUGCAAUGCCCAUCAACGGCGUAGCCACCGACAAUGCGCGGUCCGGGACCACCACCGCCUCGGCCACAAAGCGGCGAACAACCAUCUCGGCGCCACACACUGGGCAAUGGUCUCUAGGGAAGACCAUCGGCGCCGGCAGUAUGGGCAAGGUGAAGCUGGCCAAGAACGCGGCGACGGGUGAGCAGGUCGCUGUGAAGAUCGUGCCCCGGCAGUCGACCGAUGAGCACCGCAGCCAGGCCGACCGUGAGCGUGCCGACCACUCCAAGGAAGUCCGCACCGCCAGAGAGGCUGCCAUUGUCAGCCUGCUGAACCACCCUUACAUCUGCGGCAUGCGCGAUGUGGUCCGGACCAACUACCAUUGGUACAUGCUCUUCGAGUACGUCAACGGUGGACAGAUGCUGGACUACAUCAUAUCACAUGGGCGGCUGAAGGAGAAACAAGCGCGCAAGUUUGCCCGCCAGAUUGCGAGCGCCCUGGAUUACUGCCACCGAAACAGUAUCGUGCACCGCGACUUGAAGAUUGAGAACAUUCUCAUCAGCAAGACCGGCGACAUCAAAAUCAUCGACUUUGGGCUGAGCAAUUUGUUCUCGCCCCGGAACCAUCUCAAAACGUUCUGUGGAAGCCUCUAUUUUGCCGCCCCGGAGCUGCUGCAAGCCAAGCAGUACACUGGGCCCGAGGUUGACGUUUGGAGUUUUGGAAUAGUUCUCUAUGUCUUGGUUUGCGGUAAGGUCCCCUUUGACGACCAAAGCAUGCCACAGCUGCAUGCCAAGAUUAAGAAGGGCCAUGUCGACUAUCCACCUUGGCUGUCCGCAGAAUGUCGCAAUCUCAUCCACAGGAUGCUCCAAACGGAUCCCAACAACCGUCUGACUCUCGGCGAGAUCAUGAGCCAUCCUUGGCUGACUAAAGGAUUCAACAGCCCCCCCGAAAACUACUUGCCCCACCGCGAGGCUCUGCAACUACCACUUGACCGAGAAGUUAUCGAGAAAAUGACAGGAUUUGACUUCGGAACCCCCGAAUACAUAACCUCACAGCUGACCAACGUCAUCCAAUCCGACGAAUAUCAACGCGCAGUGCGGCUUGCUGUUCGCAAGACUCAAGUGCUGACGCCAGAGAUUGAGAGGAAGAGGGGUGUGUUUGACUUUUAUAAGAGGCGGAAUUCGAUCUCGAGCCGUGAACAGCUAUCAACCUCAUCUUCAGAAGACAUUCAACGCGGCCUCGACCCGGUGAAUGCCUUCAGCCCCCUGAUAUCGGUAUACUAUCUCGUGCGGGAGAAGAGAGACCGCGAGCGGCUUGAGGCAAAUCCGGGAGCCAUGGCCAUGCCACAGAGUCCCAGCGAGAAGCCUUUGAAGAUGCCUGAUCUUCCAGCCCCCGAAGCAGCGUACACAAAUUCUGCAACUUAUGAAAUGGCUGGUGAAAAGCCAACGGGUGGACGAUCGCGGCCAAGAGCCAGGACCCACGGCGAAGACGAGGUAACGGAAGGCUUACAAAGGCUGAAUCUCAACUCGCCUGGAAAUGUGUCACCAGCUAUAAUCACUCCACCCAUUGAACAGCCUCCUGUCAAGAAGGAGAGCACAGCCGUCGGCCUUUUACGGCGCUUUAGUACGAGGAAACACAGAAAUCCAGACCAUGAUCGGAAAGACCAUCCCCCAACCCCCUCUUUGGCCGUAUCAGGCCCCACCGACUCGACAAACGUUCCUCGCAAAAGCUUUAGUGUCCGUCGAGCACGCGAGAAAAACACUCAAUCGUCUUCGAUGCUCCACCCAAGUGGAGCCCAACAGCCUGAGCUACUUUCUCCUCCACUUAGUGGGAAUAGUGCCACGCGAAAGUUAAAAGCGCUCGGUAGGUCCACCAGUGUAAAUGGCGCAGACCUUCGACGACGAAUGAGCCGUAGAGGACGGUCCUCCGAAGAUCCCGGAAACCCUCCGCCCACAAGCGGAUCAGAUAGAUCGGACAUUAGCGGACAAAGAGUGAAAGCAGACGCGGCAUCAGAAGAUUUGCAAGCAAGCCCGCGCCGGCUUCCAGCAUCACGGGCUAAAUCUCUCGGUCAUGCCCGAAGAGAGAGUAUUCAAGCCCGUCGAGUACGAAGAGAACAGGCGAGAGAGUCAAACGUACCAGAGGAAACCGACCAGGAUGUUGCAGAAGCUAGCGCUGAAGCUAGCCGCAGCCCUGAUGCCGUGAAGCCUGUUUAUCUCAAAGGCCUCUUCAGUGUAUCAACCACAAGCAACAAACCACUGUCGUUCAUUCAAUCCGACAUUAUUCGCGUUCUGGACCAAUUCGGCAUUACUUACCACGAAAUACGAGGUGGUUUUAAAUGUCGACAUGCUCCCAGCAUCGAUCUGAACCAGGUGGUUGAUUCUCCUUCGUCCGCGAACCCUCCUCCCAGCAGUCACAGGAGGAAGAUUAGUUUCGGUGGGUUUAAGGGCGGGGAUCGUGACCGCGAGCGGGAAGAGUUCAGAGAACAGCACAGAGCUCCACAAACACCAAAAUCAGCACGCCAUCGACCCUCAGCUGGCGACCGCAGCUACACAAACACCGAUGACUCUGAGGAGAGUGAUGGAAAGGAGGACAGGCGGCCGCGCAGCAGGCCCGCUCCAGCCGGGGAGACGACGACGCAUGUGCAGAGUGACCUGGGUGGAAGCAUGAUUCUAGUGUUUGAAAUUCUCAUCGUUAAGGUUCCUCUUUUACAGUUGCAUGGCAUUCAAUUCAAGAAGGUGGAUGGUGGCACUUGGCAGUAUAAGAACAUGGCCCAAAAGAUUUUGGCAGAAUUGCGUCUUUGAGCGAGGCGUUUUGUUGGGGGUUGGGCAUAGCGAGGAUGGUAAUGCAGUGUAGGCUGGUCUGAUGCUUUGGAGGGAAAGGGAGCGGAAGGCAGGGAGAACACUUGCAUCACGAAUCUCAUUUGUAUUACAUCCAUUCAGGAAAAGGUCAGGUCACUCGCUUUGUCGUGCCUCGACGUAUUUGGUCAGCGGGAAGGGGUUUGUUUCAAGACUGAAGAUGUCUAUGGCGCGUUGGGCUAAGGAAUCUAUUGCGCUUUUGCUCUUCACAGACGGCGGCAGCAACGGGC